Molecule: messenger RNA, 853 nt
Organism: Cyprinus carpio (common carp)
Lineage: Eukaryota; Metazoa; Chordata; Actinopteri; Cypriniformes; Cyprinidae
Source: RefSeq, a predicted model, not a curated record
AAUUUUGAAAUGUUAACAAUCAUAAUAAUCUAAUAAUAGUUAGUGAAUUUUCAUUAAUUAAUAUUUGUGUGCUUUGGUCCUGUUUGUCAGGAGGAAGUAGAUGUUUGGUGUUGAUCACAGUGUUUUUCCAGAUUAUUUGUGUUCUUCUGCUGAUCAACAACAUAGUGCUGCACAUCACCAUCAGAACAGAGAGAGACCUGAGAAAGAGUUACAAGAACACAGUUGAAGAGUUCAAUCAAACCAUCAACAGUUUACAGGACAAUUACACUGAUCUAAUGAUUGAAAAACACCAACUUCAGAACAACUUCAACUCUUUGAGUCAGAAGAACCUGGAAACCAGAGUCAAAGAUCUCACUGCUGAGAAAAAACAGUUACAGAGAGAUUUUGACAUUUUGAAUAAAAAGGGCACAGUUUUUUUAUUCAUGUCCACUGAGUUGAGCUGGUCUGACAGCAGACAGUACUGCAGGGAUCGUGGUGCUGAUCUGGUCAUUAUCAACACUGAAGAGAAGCAGAGGUUCAUAUCUUCAUUAGUCAGUGAGAGAGUGUGGAUUGGUUUGUCUGACAGAGAGCAGGAGGGCAACAUGAAAUGGGUGGAUAAUUCAACACUGAAACAAGGGUUUUGGCUCAAAGGUGAACCAAACAACUCCGGUGGAAAUGAGGACUGUAUUGAACUGAAUUAUUAUAGAGAGAAGAUGGAAUUAUCACCGCUGAACAACUGGAAUGAUCUGCUAUGCUCUGAGAAGAAAAGGGGGAUUUGUGAGAAAUAGGGUUCAACCCAUCUUGUUGUUUUGCUUCUGUUAUCUAAAUUAAUCAUUCUUAUUGCACACACAUAAGUUCUGAUUGUGGUCCCUGC